This is a messenger RNA of Cloeon dipterum, 1012 nucleotides long. RefSeq lists its product as uncharacterized. The record is from RefSeq and is a predicted model, not a curated record. Gene Ontology annotation, molecular function: glycosyltransferase activity. The transcript has 3 exons. Bases 26 to 1012 code for a protein of 328 amino acids. Gene Ontology annotation, cellular component: cytoplasm. NCBI's taxonomy places the organism in Eukaryota, Metazoa, Arthropoda, Insecta, Ephemeroptera, Baetidae.
UCAAGAUGAGGAGCAGAAACCGUACAUGCUGAGUUGCAUGGUUCCCCCCGACUAUCAAGGCUCAGUCCCCGACUCAGUAUCCUUGGUGGAAAGUCCGUGUGAAAACGCGACAAACAACCUGCGCGUGAUCGACAACCGAGCAAAGGGCGAAAAAGAGGACUUUGUCGUCUGUGUAAAGUGUCUCAAUUUCAAGCACAGGCCCGAUAUUGCCGUCAGGCUUGUCGAGUGGAUUGAAUUAUUGAAGAUUCUCGGUGCAAAUAAAAUUGUUUUUUACUCUCUACAGGUAAACUCAGACAUCUCCAAAGUGUUGAGGCACUACCAGGAAACGUGGAACGUUGAAGUGGUCCAAACGUUUUUACCAGGGACUCUGCCCAACGUUCCGGACUUCAUGUACACCUAUCUCUCGAAAAACUACGGAAAACAGUGUUUCCAGGAUUUAAUCGACUACAACGAUUGUUUCUACAAGAAUUUCAACCUUUAUAAUUAUGCCGUGCUGAUCGACAUUGACGAAGCCAUUAUACCAGGUGGAUCGCUAAGAACGUGGAAGGAUUUGUUGGCGAACGCUCCGCUCCCGGAAGAACACAAGCCAAGUGACAUUCACACCUACUCGGUACACAACGUCUUCUUUAUGGACGACAAAGAGCGGUUCUACGACUGGAACGACGACAUCCCACGCUACAUGCAUAUGCUGCAACACGUGCAUCGGAUGGCCUACCACAGUCCAAUCGCAUUCCGCGCAAAGUCGUUCCACGCGACGCGGCACAACCUAGCGUUGCACAACCACUUUGGUCGAGUGUGCAUCACGCCGGAGGGAAAACCGUUGGGCUGGUGCCUGGGGUUUGAUAUCCCCGUCGAGCUAGGCUACCUGCACCACUACUGUGUCAAGAAGGAAAAGUUAGAAUGCAAGUUUGGUAGGGGACCCAAUUCUACCGUGGAUAAAAACAUUUGGAAAUACAAAGACGAGUUAAUUCCUGCCACAAAACAAGUGUUAAAGAGUGUGAGAAUAUUGUAA